Messenger RNA from Metarhizium acridum CQMa 102, 1680 nucleotides. Lineage: Eukaryota; Fungi; Ascomycota; Sordariomycetes; Hypocreales; Clavicipitaceae. The record is from RefSeq and is a predicted model, not a curated record.
AUGACCAUAUCCGCACAGAGCCACACGGAACCCCCAGACGGGAACUUUGACCACCUUCGAACUGCCACAUCUAGCUACCGUCUCAAUCAAAUUGAAAAGAUACGAGCGAAUGGAGUGGGAGACUUAGUGGCAUUGCCCCAAUUGGUGGUUUGCGGAGACCAAUCGGCGGGGAAGAGCUCGGUCUUGGAGGGGAUCACCGGAAUACCGUUUCCAAGGCAAGAAGGAUUGUGCACUAGGUUUCCUACCGAGAUCACACUUAGGCAUACCGAAUCCAACUCGACUACCAUCACUGCUAGCAUACGGCCCCAUGUCUCGCGAACCGAAGAGGUCCAGCAAACAUUGGCAUCCUAUCGCAAAGAUGUUAAGGACAUGUCGGAGUUGCCAGCAAUCAUUCAUGAUGUUUCGCAGCUCAUGAAUAUUAGAGGAUACAGUGGUAGCGACAAAGGAUACGCUUUUGCCCCUGAUGCGCUUCGCAUUGAAAUUUCCGGUCCCAUCGGUUUGCAUCUCAGUGUCGUGGAUUUGCCGGGGCUCAUAUCAGUUUCAAGUGAGGAACAGACAGACGAGGAUGUCGAAGCUGUCUACGACAUGGUAACGUCAUAUCUCCAAAGUUCGCGUACAAUCAUUCUUGCAGUCCUUCAAGCUGGAAACGACAUGGCAAACCAACCCAUUAUCAAGUUGGCGAGGAAGCAGGAUCCGCAAGGCCAGCGGACAGUUGGAAUUAUCACCAAACCAGACCUCAUUAACGAGGGAGCCGAAGCAAAGAUUGCACUUGUCGCAAAGAAUCAGGACUCUAUAAAACUUAAGCUUGGCUUCUUUAUCCUCAAAAAUCCCAGCCCUUCGGAGCUCAAGGAAGGGUUGAGCAUGGACGCACGUUCUAAGCGCGAGCUGCGGUUCUUCUCCAGCCCCGUUUGGAACAGCCAAAAUCUCGACAUGGAGCGAGUUGGAGCGGAGAACCUCAGAAGUUUUCUGCAAGAUCUUCUUGACACUCAUAUAGAGAGGGAAUUACCUAAAGUACGGGACGAGGUCAAGAAAAGCUUAGCUGUAACAGAAGCCGAGCUCAGGUCUCUUGGAGAAGCUCGACCCACGAUUGCCCAAAUUCGGGCAUAUCUCACAAGCUUAAGCAUGAAAUUCUACGAGCUGUUGCAAGCAGCGAUGGAAGGGAAUUAUCAUAGUAUCGACGCCGAGUUUUUCGAUUCCACAGAUUCACGGCUGCGAGCUACUGUUCAGGAAACGAAUACGAAGUUCGCGGCUUAUAUGCGACAGUCCGGACAAGCGCGGAAGAUCAAAACAGGCGGUGAACCUGAGGGCUCAACACCUGAGCCUGAUAGUUCAGAUGCCGAGUCAGCUGACGAAACAGCUCAACUUAUUGUAAGCAAAACAGGGUGGAUGCGCUGGGUGAAGCAGGCAUAUUCCCGCACCAGAGGAAAGGAGCUUCCCGGCAAUCACAACUCUGCAUUUCUUGCUGAGCUCUUCCACGAACAGUCACGUAGAUGGCCGAAUAUCGCAGAGACACAUAUUCGAGAGGUCCUCAAUAUUGUGUCGCAAUGGAUCCAUCGGGCUAUCGAAAGAUUGAUUCACGAAGUUACUGUGCGGGGACAAAAUGCACGACUGGACACUCAGAAGACCGCCGUGAAGAACGCAGUGGCGAUGAAGACCUUUAUUAACAACGUGGCGCGUUAA